Molecule: messenger RNA, 1050 nt
Organism: Setaria italica (foxtail millet)
Lineage: Eukaryota; Viridiplantae; Streptophyta; Magnoliopsida; Poales; Poaceae
Product: neural Wiskott-Aldrich syndrome protein-like
Exons: 1
Coding region: 234-728 (164 amino acids)
Source: RefSeq, a predicted model, not a curated record
CCGUUCCACCCCGCUCCCCACUCCACCCUCCCGUUCCCCGCGUCGGCACUCCGCGCCACGCCACCGCCACCGCCACCGCACCGAGCUGCGAUCCCUCCUCCCCUUAUUUACGCGCAAGCAAGCAAAGAAAGCAAGCACACACCGCCUCGUCACUAGACCGAGCCUCAGAGCACGAUCUCCUCCUCUCCCUCUCUCUCGCCCAGCCUCGGCCUCGGCCUCGCGCGCGCCUCGCCAUGGCGGCGACGCCGGCGCGCGGCAGGCUCCUCGCCACCCUCGUCCUCUCCGCGCUGCUAGUCCUCCUCCCGGCGCCGCGCCCCGCGGACGCCGACGGCUCCACGUACCCGGCCGACUGCCCGUACCCGUGCCUCCCGCCGCCCGUGGCGCCCGCCGUCACCACCAACUGCCCGCCGCCGCCGCCCUCCUCGUCGUCCUCGUACUCGUACCCGCCGCCGGCCCCGUCGUCGUCCUGGAGCUACCCGCCGCCGCCGGGGGGCUACAUUCCCUACUACCAGCCCCCCGCAGGAGGCGGCGGUGGCGGCGGCGGUGGAGGAGGCGGGGGGUCCGGAUACCCGGCGCCGCCGCCGCCCAACCCCAUCCUGCCGUGGUACCCCUGGUACUACAUCAAGACGCCGCCGCCGUCGUCGUCGGCCGCGUCAUCGGUGCGGGGGCUUUCUGCCCUUGCCGCGGCGGCACUCGCUGCUGCUGCCGGCCUGCUGAUCGUGGUUUAGCCGCGGCACUUGAUCUCCAUUUUGCUCUUCUCUUCUUCCCCAGGUUCCUUCUUUGUUGAUUUGUUCAGCAGGAUUCAGAAACAUAUGACGAGGCAGCAUUAUAUUACUACUGUGUACUAGCAUCAGCUACAUACAUAUUUCUACAUAGCUUUAGUUAGUUUCUUUCUUGAUGAUCAUUCGAUCGAUUUGGUUGGGUAGUGGAGCAAACUAUUGCUAGUUCUUGAUGGGAGAUUGGGAGCAUCAUAUUCAUGAACGGCUAGCUAGGUAGUAGUGACUACAAGAAUCUACUGCCUUUUUCUCAGUGCCUCUCCUUUCAUUUUUC